Oryzias latipes (Japanese medaka) is the source of this 1368-nucleotide messenger RNA. Its product is annotated as adrenodoxin. The record is from RefSeq and is a predicted model, not a curated record. Gene Ontology annotation, molecular function: 2 iron, 2 sulfur cluster binding; electron transfer activity. Gene Ontology annotation, cellular component: mitochondrion. Gene Ontology annotation, biological process: P450-containing electron transport chain. NCBI's taxonomy places the organism in Eukaryota, Metazoa, Chordata, Actinopteri, Beloniformes, Adrianichthyidae.
CGUCCAACGUCUUGUUAGGUGAGGAGUGAAAAAACAGCGAACCGCAUAUUGAGCGCAUAUUUCAGCGGCUGUGCGACAGCGUCUGCCUGCGUUGUGUUUAGCAGAUAAGGAGGCUCUCCUGCUCCACUCAUCACCAAGCCACUUGGUUUCCAACUCGGACGACGAUCAGAUGUUACGCAAUGACAGCGGCAAGAGUGACUUCCUGCAGCUAAAAACCAGCUAGCCCGGCUAGCCCGCUUUGACGUGCUAAGUCAACUGGUAGUAGUACUAGUAGUAGUUCCGCUCGGCGUAGAGCGAAGUUUCAGAGUCCGAACCAAAGUUUCUUCACGUCCAAUAUUUCAGUGUGAGGGAGGGUCCCGGUUCUGUUCUGGAACAUGGCUCUGGUAGCGGCUUUGAAGCGACUAGCUUUCAACAGUUUACGGGGUUAUUCGCGGAGGACGGUGGCGGUGUCCGGACUCACCGCUCACAGGAGUUUGACCACCGUACAACCUCUCAGGUCGGAGAACAAAGUGACGGUCCACUUCAUAAACCGUGACGGGGAGAAGAUCUCUGUGAAGGCUUCGCCUGGAGACACUCUGCUCGACGUUGUCAUCAACGAAGACCUGGACUUUGACGGUUUCGGGGCGUGCGAAGGAACUCUGGCGUGCUCCACGUGUCACCUGAUCUUCAACGAGGAGGUGUACAAGAAGCUCGGGCCGGUCACGGACGAGGAGAUGGACAUGCUGGAUUUAGCGUACGGCCUGACUGACACAUCUCGCUUAGGUUGCCAGAUUUGCUUGACGAAAUCCCUGGACGGCAUCGUCGCUCGGGUUCCGGAGAGCGUGGCCGACAUCCGGCAGACCAAAGACGGCUCGUCUUAACGGCCGAAAACAUGGACGUAGGCAGUUUAGAGCGUCCGGUCACGGGCCAGGAAAACGGGGUGUGCACCAUGGUAGGUUUUCAGCGUGGCUCUCACAGAACCGUCCUCAUUUUAAAAUUAGAGGCGAAAUAUUUUUACAAAUCUGAAACUAGCCAGCAGAUCAUAUAUAGAUGUAUAUAUAAACUGCUGUCCAGCUAAAAUGAACUAAUAUAGAACUAAAAUCUGAUUUAUUGAAAAAAGACCAGGUUUUGCUGCACCUUUCUUCCACUGUUUUAACAGUUUCUGGCUAAAUUUGCACCAAAUCAACGUUUCUCGUCGGAUCAUUUAUUGACUGAAAUGUUCCGGAAUGGAUGCCGCCAUACGUCUGGCGCCUCAAACGACAGCCGCACCCCAAUCUUCUGUGUUUUUAUUUUUUUUCCUGUAUGAUCACACAUUUCUGCCAUGAUUGUACAUAGCUAGAGCACAUCUGUAAAAACAUAAUGAUAAAUAAAAUAAAAAAUCCACCUUUU